This is a messenger RNA of Chenopodium quinoa (quinoa), 1707 nucleotides long. RefSeq lists its product as uncharacterized. NCBI's taxonomy places the organism in Eukaryota, Viridiplantae, Streptophyta, Magnoliopsida, Caryophyllales, Amaranthaceae. Gene Ontology annotation, molecular function: DNA helicase activity. The record is from RefSeq and is a predicted model, not a curated record. The transcript has 3 exons. Bases 1 to 1707 code for a protein of 568 amino acids. Gene Ontology annotation, biological process: telomere maintenance; DNA repair.
AUGUCAGAAGUCCUUAAUCAUUUGAGCACCUUCUUUGUUCGUGCAACUUUUCAUGAAGCAGCUCUGAAACUAGGAUUCCUAGAAGAUGAUGAUGUAGCAAAUUCAGCUUUAGCUGAAGCAUCCGAGGACUUCGCUAAAAAAUAUCCAGAGAAUUCACAAAAAGUGCAGCAGCUAACUGUUAGAGGAGUUGAGCAACAUCUUGAAGCCAUGGGAAAAUCUCUGUCUGCAUUUGGCUUGGACCAUCUAUAUAGUGAAACUGAUGAUGAGUUUAGAAGAAAAAAGGAUAUUAUAGAUGCUCUUGAUGCUCCUAUUCCUGAAGAGUGUCUUAAUUGUCGACCAAGAUUAAAUGCUGCAUUUACAUGUAUAAUGCAGCAUAUUUUGGAAGGAAAAUCAGGUGCUUUCUUUAUCGAUGGCCCCGGAGGACCAGGCAAAACAUUUUUGUAUAAUACCUUAUACGCAGAAGUUCGGCUCAUGAACAAAAUUGUUUUACCUACAGCUGCAUCGGGAUUUGCUGCGGCAAAUAUUCCAUCUGGUCGAACAGCUCACUCAAGGUUUAAAAUCCCAAUUGACAACGAAGGUUCUUUAGCAUGUGAUGUUCCCAAACAAAGUAGCCUUGCAGCACUUACAAGAAAGGCAACAUUAAUAAUAUGGGAUGAAGCGUCAAUGGCAAAAAAACAAAAUCUUGAAUCUUUGGACUUAUUGUUGCAAGAUGUAUGUGAGAAUAAGACCAUGUUUGGUGGGAAAAUAGUAGUGUUUGGUGGUGAUUUCAGGCAGUUAUUGCCUUUUGUUCCUCAGAAAACAAUGAAAGAAGCUGUUGAAACAAGCAUUGUUACAUCGUAUCUUUGGCAAGACUUCAUAAAAUUUAAAUUGACAGUAAACAUCAGAGCUCAGGAAGAUCAAACAUGUUCUGCAUUCUUGCUUGCUUUAGGUAAUGGUGAAUUACAGACAGCUGAAAGUGGUUACAUUCAGUUACCUAGACAAGUCGCACAUUUCAUUGAAAGUGACACAGAUUUGAUAAAUGAUCUUACACAAACAACGUUCCCUGAAAUUAAUCAAGGCAGCUUUGGCUCUGAUGUAUUUACAAAGGGGGCUAUUCUGACUCCAUUGAAUGAUGAAGUAGAUGUAAUCAAUGCAUAUAUGAUUGAGAAGUUUCCAGGGGAGAGCAUCAUCUACAAAAGCUUUGAUAUCAUGUUAAACGAUACAUGUAAUGUAUAUCCAACAGAGUUCAUAAAUAAGCUAUGCCCUGGAGGAAUGAGCCCUCAUGAGCUGGUGCUUAAACCAGACUGUCCAGUUAUACUGCUAAGAAAUUUGCUUCCUUCAUCUGCACCUCCUACUUUCACAGGAGAGAAUUAUGAUUAUUGGUGUAUAAAAAUGAGGCUUUUUCUAAAAGCAAGUGCUUUGUGGGAGAUAGUGGAAAUUGGUUUUGUACGAAAACAAGGAGUGUCGUACACAGAAGCACAAUUAAAGAAGAUAAGUGAUGAUGAGAUGAAGGAUGCUAGAGCCUUAUCUCAUAUCAUCAAUUGUGUUUCUGACACAAUCUUCCCCAAGAUCAUGAGAGCCUCAUCAACAAAAGAAGCUUGGAGUCUUCUUGAGGAGGAGUUUCAUGGCGAUGAAAAAAUCAGAAAUACUCGACUCAAUACUUUGAGGAGUCAAUAUGAUAAUAUGAAGAUGAAGGAGAAUGAGGAAUAUAAAAGGUUACACUUCUAG